AUGUCAACCGGGCGCAAGAUUGGCAAGAGAGCGUGUGACGCGUGCAAGAUCCGCAAGAUCAAGUGCACAGAGGUCCCGCCCUGUGACGGCUGCGUCGCCAUUCGCACGGCAUGUACCUUCAACAAGGUCCCUGCCACCCGUGGACCCCGGAACCUGAGGGCAAAGACGAUACGGCAGAUUGCACAGGCCCAGCAGGAAAGUGCCGCCGCUCCCCCAAGCUCAGACUCGCCAACCGGCGAUGGAGCUGCCGUCGCAUCUACCCCGGCCGGAGCUGCCGCACCCUCGCGGUCCUCGCUCUCACCUGACGGAGCUUCGUCCGAAGGCGCCGGAGACCCCACCGGCAGACUGAGACUGGUUCGGCAAGAGACCACUGCCCUGCAGGCGCAGAGGACCCCUAGUGCGUCGCUUGUCUUGAGACUAUGUAUAUAUCGCCUGCGUUUAUUCCCUGUAUGGCCCAUCAUCGCAGUCGAGGAGAUCAUGGCCUCGCUGUCCCGCGACGCCGAUGAUCUGGAUUCUUAUGUCUUGGCCAACGCCGUUGGGGCCGCGACCAUCGCUCAGCUGAAGCUGACCACGACGGACAAUGAUGACCCAGCGACAGCAAGCUCGAUGGAGGCCGAGUGCCAGCGGUCGAGGAUGGCAUUGCAGGAACGCGAGGGUGGCCCGCCCAUGAAUCUCAACUGGCUGAGGACCUCUUUCUUCCUCCACGUCUAUCAUGAAAACCAGCAGCCUGGAGGGGCCAAAUCCCUGCUCUAUCUACGAGAAGCCAUCACUAUUGCCCAGAUCAUGGGACUGCACAAGGAAUCGUCGUAUAUGGCCUUGCCAUUACCAGAACAGCAGAUGAAGAGGAGAAUACUGUGGCUGCUCUUCGUUACAGAAAGGGGUGUGGCAAUGCUCCACAAGCUGCCCGUAGUUCUGAAAUCCAACAUACGCUUCCCGUCCCUGGACGGUUCCGGGGUAGGCGAGGACGAGGGCCAUGUCCUCCCGGCGUUCAAGAAGCUAGCAAAUCUUUUCUGGAUAUUCGAUCAAAGUGGCGCCUUUGACAUACUCCAGAAUUCGGAUGAUGAAGACGCCAUGUGGUCCAUGGCAGACGGUCUGCAGACCGCCAGCAGAGCAUGUCUUGAUGUUGUUCAGAGGAAGCUCCAGGAGAUACCUCUGGACUCUGAUGCGAGCAACGACGUCCAGCGUGCUGACAUCGUCGUCACGCGCCAGUGGAUGCAAGCUGUGCUGUGGAAAGUCACCAUGAAUCACGGCCGCCCCUGGUCUUCUGGAGACUGCAGCAAUGAUAACAACACCAACAAUAACAGCACCAACGUUACCUCCCUGUCGCACCCUAUACAUAUAGCUAAAGAGUUCCUUCAGCUCAUUUCGCAGCUUCCAAGCACUGCUAUUGAAGCCCAUGGUCCUGGAAUAGAGUUCAAGAUCUAUGAGAUCGCUAGCGCCGUCACCGAUGCCGUUGCGAACAACUUCCGACUACCGCGAUCCUCUACGGACGGCCCGAGAGACAUCCUGCUCCAGCUGCAAAGGGUUCUUGCGUCGUGUCGCGGCGGUAACAAGGCCCUUUUGGAAAUGCUUUGCGCCCGAAUAUCCGAGAUCCAGCACGGCCCACUGCUGGCCAUGAAUAAGACUCUGACUCCUCGAGUCCAAGAGAUUGACGACGACCAAUGGCGCAACGAGAGAGCUGCCCCAGCCAACGGUCAAACGAACUUAUUUACAGCAACUAACGACAUGCCGGAUUCCAAUCAAACCUACGCCCAGGCACAGGCAAGCUUCCUCUCGAUGUUUAACAGGGACGGCGCCGCGCAGAGCUUAGGCAGUAGCGGUCCAAUGCCGAUACCUCUCCAGCGGCAGGAUCUUGGUCGGCCAAUUUGGGACCACCAAAACCAGAUGGGCCCAGGAGCGCAUGAUCUCAUCGAGCAACUACAGAACUUUGACGGCUCCUUCAACGCGGUUGAGUCCAACGGCACGCUCGACAUGCUCUUUGCCAACGGGGUCUCGUGGGACAAUGUCGCAAACGAUGACUGGAUGGCCUCGGUGCAGAACAACCCAGGCGCCUUCAACAGUUCCACGCAGCCUUCUACGGACUUGCAGAGAACUUAUGAGUAG
Messenger RNA from Colletotrichum graminicola M1.001, 2103 nucleotides. RefSeq names its product fungal specific transcription factor domain-containing protein. The record is from RefSeq and is a predicted model, not a curated record. Gene Ontology annotation, molecular function: zinc ion binding; DNA-binding transcription factor activity, RNA polymerase II-specific; DNA binding. The transcript is spliced from 3 exons. NCBI's taxonomy places the organism in Eukaryota, Fungi, Ascomycota, Sordariomycetes, Glomerellales, Glomerellaceae. The coding region runs from base 1 to 2103 and encodes 700 amino acids. Gene Ontology annotation, biological process: regulation of DNA-templated transcription; DNA-templated transcription.